Molecule: messenger RNA, 1218 nt
Organism: Dichomitus squalens LYAD-421 SS1
Lineage: Eukaryota; Fungi; Basidiomycota; Agaricomycetes; Polyporales; Polyporaceae
Exons: 4
Coding region: 98-1144 (348 amino acids)
Biological process (GO): regulation of transcription by RNA polymerase II
Cellular component (GO): nucleus
Molecular function (GO): RNA polymerase II cis-regulatory region sequence-specific DNA binding; DNA-binding transcription factor activity, RNA polymerase II-specific
Source: RefSeq, a predicted model, not a curated record
CUCGUUGGCCCUCGAAACAUUCAUACUCGCCUUGCUUUCUUUCUCCCCUUUUCUAUCUCUUCCGUACUCCAACGGUCUCAGACGAGAACGAUACAGCAUGGCACGAAGCGUAUACAGCCCGUCACCCUCUCCAAGUCUUCGGUCGAACACGCCCCUGUCCAGCUCGUCUUCUGACGAGGACAUUGGCUCGUACGGAGAGGGCGGGGAGUAUGGACCCUCGGUGUCGCGGCCAGGCUCGCCACAGACUGCGGAGGCGAGCAUGCUAGGGGAGGAGCAAGAGGCGGAUACGAUGACUUGUCAGUGGGAGGAGUGCGGGAAGGUGUUCAAUCAUCUGCCGACUCUUAUCGACCAUAUCCACAACGAUCACAUCGGUGUACACAAGUCGAACUAUACUUGCGAAUGGGCAGGUUGUGUCCGCCGAGGCAUCGCGCAGACAUCUCGGUUCGCCCUCAUCUCCCACAUACGAUCACACACCGGGGAGAAACCCUUCACCUGCCCAAGGCCAGAAUGCGACAAGUCCUUCACCCGCUCGGACGCCCUUGCAAAGCACAUGCGCAUCCAGCACAACAUUUCUCCGCCCCUGCCCGGCCGCGGCGGGAACCGCAAGCGCAAGCGCGAAGAGCAAGCUGAGCCCGUCGUUCCCGCCCCAACGCCUGAUCCGUAUGGCUACUCUACUUUCAAAGUUGAGGCGCAGGGUGACGACGACGACGGUUUCCGCGUGUCCCCCGUCGACGGAGCCGGGCACGCCUCCCGGCUGCCGCAGAGCCAGACCCCCGUACGGCACUUCAGCCCGGAGCCAGGCACAUUCGAGUACGACCCGGAGGACGAGCUGCCGCAGCACCUGCUGAGGCAUCAGGACCCCGCGACGGGGCUGAUAAUGGGGCGGUCGCACCCGCAGGUACGGUACAUGUUGAUGAAGGCGAAGCAUCGGUGGGUGCUGGAGCAGCACGAGGCGCUUGUGGAGGAGCUGAGGGUGUUGAGGCACGAGGAGAAGUGCUGGAAGGAGCGCAAAGACGCGUUGCUGGAUGAGUUGCUGAAGAGGCAGUUUGGUACCCAGGCAGAGCAGCUCACCAACCCGCUUGUCAUGGCUCCGCAAAACACUUAUGUCUAUGUGCCCGAACGGGAAGAGGAACCCUUCGCAUAACAGAACAUCUACACCCUUCGACCUCGCUCUCGACACCGCGCUUUGCUGUAUGGAUGUUCCUUCUUGCUGUACCA